Limanda limanda (common dab) is the source of this 1595-nucleotide messenger RNA. Its product is annotated as E3 ubiquitin-protein ligase TRIM35-like. The transcript has a single exon. The record is from RefSeq and is a predicted model, not a curated record. Gene Ontology annotation, molecular function: zinc ion binding; protein binding. The coding region runs from base 85 to 1488 and encodes 467 amino acids. NCBI's taxonomy places the organism in Eukaryota, Metazoa, Chordata, Actinopteri, Pleuronectiformes, Pleuronectidae.
ACGAGUCAAAGUGAAAGUAAAUCUUCCUGGACUGACACACCUCGCCGUCCGUUUGCUGGGCUUUUAGUUUUACUGAGAGACAAAAUGUCUUCCAAAUCAGACGAGAAUUUCUCUUGUUCCAUCUGCCAUGAUAUCUACAAAGAUCCUGUUUUCCUGUCAUGCACCCACAGCUUCUGUAAAGCCUGUGUGCAGAGAUGGUGGAGGGGGAAACAGACUCUUCUGUGCCCGUGCUGUAAGAGAAAAUCACCAACGAGUGAUCCACCUCGAAACUUGGCUUUGAAGAACCUGUGUGAGGCGUUCGUUAAGGAGAGAGAUGGCAGAGGUUCAGUAAAGUCUGAGGUUCUCUGCAGUCUGCACGCUGAGAAGCUCAGACUCUUCUGUCUGGAUCACAAGGAGGCCGUGUGUCUCGUCUGCAGAGAUUCAAAGAAACACACCGGCCACACAUUCAGACCCAUCGAUGAGGCUGCACAGGAUCACAGAGAGGAGCUGCAGAAACAUCUGAAGCCUCUGCAGGAGAAACUGAAGCAGCUGGAACAAGUGAAAGAAAACUGGGACCAAACAGCACAGCACAUCCAGGUCCAGGCCCGACACACAGAGAAGCAGAUACAGGAGCAGUUUGAGAAGCUUCGCCAGUUUCUAAAGGAGGAAGAGGAGGCCAGGAUCACUGCUCUGAGGGAGGAAGAGGAGCAGAAGAGUCAGAUGAUGAAGGAGAAGAUUGAGGCUCUGAGCAAAGACAUAGCAGCUCUGUCUCACACAGUCAGAGAUACAGAGAAGGAGCUGAGAGCUGAGGACGCCUCAUUCCUGUUCAACUACAAGGCUGCAGUGGAACGAGUCCAGCAGCGCCCCCUGCAGGAGGAUCCACAGCUGCUCUCAGGAGCUCUGAUAGACGAGGUCAAACACCUGGGCAACCUGACCUUCAACAUCUGGAACAAGAUGAAGGAGAUGGUCUCCUACAGUCCUGUGGUUCUGGAUCCCAACACCGCCGACCCCGAGCUCGUUGUGUCUGACGAUCUGACCAGUGUGAGAUCUGGAGCUCGGCGUCAGCUUCCGAAAAACACGGAGAGGACCAAGUUCUCCUGCUCCGUCCUCGGCUGUCAAGGGUUUGACUCAGGGACUCACAGCUGGGACGUUGGCGUCGGAGACAACAAGGACUGGGAGCUGGGCGUGCUGGGAGAGCACGGCCAGAAGAGCGAAGGCCUGAAGGCCGGACUGUGGAGAAUUAUGUUCUCCAACACGAAGCUGACAGCGUUCUCCACCUCAGGCUCAGAGCAGGACCUGUCUCUGGAGAAGAAGCUCCAGAGGAUCAGGGUUCGUCUGGACUUUGACGAAGGAGAACUGUCUUUCUAUGAUCUCGACUCCAACACACACAUACACACAUUCACACACACUUUCACCGACACUGUGUUUCCAUACAUUUACACAGAGAGUCGUCUCCCAGUGAAGAUUUUACCAGUGAAGGUGUCUGUGAGCGUGGAACAGACCAGUUAGAGAUCAGGAUGACAGAGUAAGACAAUAUCUACCGAGAUAGGAAAAUUCUCAAAAUUCUUUUCAUUUGCCAAGAUAUCAUUUAUAUUAUUAUCUUUGGUCAUUUUAAA